AUGCGCACGUACUGUGCCAAGUUUAGAGAGAAGGGCUUAGAUCAUGAAGAUCUUAUGGAUCAGGUAUUAAGAGGGGUUACUUCAACUGGAGCAAAUGAAUGGACACCGGGUGAAAAUGUUGCAAGUGAUCCCGUGCUGGAGGAGGGAAGUGGAGAAAGUGUCACCCAAUCGCUGACAGCAAAUGACAUUGCCAAUCUACCAUACAUUCCUGCUGAAUUUGAGUUGUGA
Molecule: messenger RNA, 228 nt
Organism: Ilex paraguariensis (yerba mate)
Lineage: Eukaryota; Viridiplantae; Streptophyta; Magnoliopsida; Aquifoliales; Aquifoliaceae
Source: the annotation of a GenBank genome assembly